GGCAGAUCUCUUUCACUUUCACUUAACUGGAAGUAGUUUAAGGAAAAGGUCUUCAUAAUUCUUAAAGCAGAUCUAGUUAGAAUUUCAUUUUUUUCUACCUAUGCCUUAUUCUUUAUCUCUAUAUCUUUCUCUAGUAGAGCUUGGCAUCUUUUGAAAUAUCUGAUCAUAUCAGUUUUCUGUCUAAUCUUCAAGUGUCAUGGGGGACCCUCCAACCUCUAUCGUGCCCCCUGAUGAGGAAAACUUCUCAAAUGUCAUCUUUAAUCGAGUGGAGAAAUCCUACAAGGCUAACACUGAUAUUUUGUGCAGCUUUAUAUACUCUCAAAACUUCCAGCCAAAGAAGAAAGACUGGAUUGGAAUCUUCAAGGUUGGUUGGAAAACAACCCGAGAAUACUUUACCUGGACAUCUGCAGCCAGUGAUCAGGAAGGCUUGGAGAGAAGAAUAUUUUUUAAAGCUUACUAUUUGCCAAAGGAAAGUGAAAAUUACUACCAGUUCUGCUAUGUUGAUGGAAAAGGAGAGGUGCGUGGAGCCAGCACCCCCUUCCUCUUUACUAACGAGAAUAAGGAGGAGGAUUGUGAAAUCCUAAUGGUGAUGACAGAGGAAGAACAGAAGAUGAACACUCAACGUAUUUUGGAGUUACAGGAAGAACAGCAGAGAAGUGCUAAGCAGAUUUCUGAGCUCAAGGAGUCGUUGGCACAGGUGCAGAUAGAGAAAGAUUCUCUAAACAAUAUGGUGUCUUCCCUCGAGAAAGAGAAAUUGUCGCAGACAAGCCAGAUAGAAGACUUUGAAGCAAAGCUGGAAACUUGUAUGGACAACCGUGAGAAACUGGAGCUUGAGAAAAAGGAAAUUCAAAUCCAGCUGAAUUUGGAGAGGAACAAAAAGGAUGACGAGACCAAGCAGUUAGAAAAAAUGAAGACACAGCAUAAGUUAGACCAUGAAGAGUGGGAGAAGAACAUCCAGAGACUACAGGCUGAAUUGAAGCAGGUGGAACUAUCCUUUGAUACGUCCCUCAGGGAAAACGAGAACAUGAAGUUAGAAAACGAGGCUCAACAGAAGAAAAUGGCAGCGCUAAAUGUCGACAUGGCGUUGAAAGAGAUUUUAAUCUCUGAGUUGAAGGAUCAAUCCCAAGAUCUGAAGAAGUUCAGAAAGGAGGUAGAGACGUUGCAGGAUACAUUGAAAGAUCAGAGAGCUAAAGAGCUGGAGACAACCAAAAAAAUGGCUUCUGAUAAAGAGAAACAGUCAAUUCUGGAAAAGGAUCUGGAUCAGCAGAAGCUUUUAAGUGCAACGUUUGAAAAGGAAAUGGAGACUCUUGUGUUGACUGUCGCUGAACGAGAAGCAGAUAUAAGGAAAUUGCAUGAACUGAAUCAGGAGCAGCUGAACAAAAUUGAGAAGGAGAAAGAAAGGUUUAAGGAAGAACUGGAGAAACGGAAUGCUAGCGCAGAGGAGAAGGAGCAGGAGAUGAGAAACCGGUUGAAGUCUAAUGAGCAGAAUACGUUGACUCUGCAAAGGCAGCUUGAUGAGCGGAAGAAAGAAAUGGAAAUGAUGUCUAUUGAACUCAAUGACCUGCAUUGUACAGUUCACCUGCGAGAGGUAGAGAUUAGUGAACUGAAAGACGAACGCAAGAGAACGCAUGAAGAGAUGGAUCAUCUGAACCAAGUACUAAAUCAGAGGUCCAUGGGAACAUUUUCUUCUUGCCUAUCUUACAGGAACCCGUAUCAAGAAGAAGGCUUGUGGCCCCUUGUCGGAGGUCAGGAGAGGCAGCCUGACCUGGAAUGUCCGAUAUGCAAGGAAAAAUUUCUGGGGAGCCAAGAGCAACUGCUUUAUGAUCAUAUGCUGUGUCACGAAAUCGAACAGCAUGAUUAACCGGAGCAUAGCCUUUUGCUUUGAUUAUAUGCGAAGCCACGACAGAUUACAUGAUUGAUUCUCAUUUUUAAAAAUAAGUGCAAUAAUCAUCUCUAACAAUGGUUUUAUUAUAUGCCAUAGCAUUACCAAAUACACAUUACAUGUUAAAGAA
Messenger RNA from Spea bombifrons (plains spadefoot toad), 2012 nucleotides. It is a transcript of the gene CALCOCO2, whose product is annotated as calcium binding and coiled-coil domain 2. NCBI's taxonomy places the organism in Eukaryota, Metazoa, Chordata, Amphibia, Anura, Pelobatidae. The record is from RefSeq and is a predicted model, not a curated record. The coding region runs from base 197 to 1861 and encodes 554 amino acids. The transcript has 18 exons.